This is a messenger RNA of Polyodon spathula (Mississippi paddlefish), 1192 nucleotides long. RefSeq names its product putative claudin-24. Gene Ontology annotation, cellular component: plasma membrane; bicellular tight junction. Bases 335 to 985 code for a protein of 216 amino acids. Gene Ontology annotation, molecular function: structural molecule activity. Lineage: Eukaryota; Metazoa; Chordata; Actinopteri; Acipenseriformes; Polyodontidae. The transcript has a single exon. Gene Ontology annotation, biological process: bicellular tight junction assembly; cell adhesion. The record is from RefSeq and is a predicted model, not a curated record.
AACAAGCUGCAUACCUUUAUUCGGGCACCAACUUUCUACCCAACAUUUUUCCCCCUUUCUCUUGAUCAUGUUUCUUGUCGUUGAAACUCCUUCUGCAUGCACGGCAUUUGAAGUCCUUCUGGACAUAUCUGGUUUCAUUUAAAACAGAGUCCAUUGUUCCCAGUAAUGAUAUGUAUCGCUUUUACAAAACAGUAUGUCUGUUGUAAUACAAGAGCUUAGGGAUUACAAGGAAUUUAAUAGGUGCGUAUAUUAGGUGCUGAGAUUAUAGGAACACUAUCAGGCUGAGCAGCAGAGAGCUAGUCCCUGGAAAGGCACGCAACGGACCUGAUUGAAGAUGGUGCUAAUCACUUCGAAAAGCGUGCAGUUCGGGGCGUUUUUUGUGUCUUUGGUCGGCUUCGUGAUAUCUUUUGUAACCACCUUUCUGCCCAUGUGGAAGACCCUCAACACAGACCUCAAUGAAAUGGAGAACUGGUAUCAGGGGCUGUGGCAUACCUGCGUGUUUCAGGAUGAAGUGGGUCUUCAGUGCAAAGCCUAUGACUCCUUCCUAGCUCUGCCUGCGGACAUCGUGGUCUCCCGGGUGAUGAUGUUCAUCUCCAUCGGGAUGGGACUCCUCAGCCUGAUCGUGACCAUGUUCGGAAUGGACUGUGUCAAACUGGGAGAAGGCAAGGAGGAGAUGAAGAAGAAGCUGCUGAUUCUUGGAGGGGUGCUCUCAGUGGUUUCUGGGAUUACAACCCUAUUCCCUGUCUCCAUGGUGGCAUAUGCGAUAGUCUCCGAGUUCUGGGACGAUAACCUGCCUGAUAUUGUCCCGAGAUGGGAGUUUGGAGAGGCCAUGUUCUCAGGGUGGUUUGCUGGUUUAUUUCUCUUGCUUGGCGGAUCCUUUCUUUUUGUAUCCGUGUGCAUGAUGAAGGACAGGCACCCAAGAAUCUACUAUUUAAACACUGAAAAGCAGAAAGAGCUGCAGUAUUUAAAGACAGUGGUGUUAUAGUCAUGAUGAUUCCUGGUUAAAAAGAUUACAGUAGGUUGCUAAACUCACAAAAAUACAAUGGGAAUGUGAAAAAAGUAUUGCAACUGCUUAUAAUUUACAACUUUCAAUUGAUCACCUUUGUUGCAUCCGCUAUUUUAUCUUAGGUAAUUAAACUUGUUUGCAGAUUUUUAUGGAAUUUAUGUUGAUUAAAAUGUCAUUCAUGCAGAA